Chenopodium quinoa (quinoa) is the source of this 2066-nucleotide messenger RNA. RefSeq names its product citrate synthase, glyoxysomal-like. Lineage: Eukaryota; Viridiplantae; Streptophyta; Magnoliopsida; Caryophyllales; Amaranthaceae. Gene Ontology annotation, biological process: tricarboxylic acid cycle; carbohydrate metabolic process. The record is from RefSeq and is a predicted model, not a curated record. Gene Ontology annotation, cellular component: mitochondrial matrix. Bases 173 to 1732 code for a protein of 519 amino acids. The transcript has 13 exons.
AAAAUACCCUGCAAAUUACCGACUUAAGUUAUAGGCGUGUCCUUAUCCCUCAUCCCUCAAGGAAUCACGAAUUUAAUUCUAUAUAAUUCACUCAAGACUCAAAAAAACACAUAACCUUGAUUUGUGCAAUUAUCAAUUUUGUCAAGUCCAUAAAAUUGAAUUAUAAUUCUGAAUGAUCUCACCUACAAAAAUGGAGACUACAGAUUUUUCCAGGAAAGCUCAAGGUAGAUUAGCUGUUCUUGCAACUCACCUUUCAACAGCUGCUGAUCCACCGCUUAAUUUCUCAAAUGUUCUUGAUUUAUCCUGUGUUUCAUCUCAAUCCAUUGUUGCUCCACCUCCUAAUUUGAAGGGAUCUAUCACAAUUGUUGAUGAUAGAACUGGGAAAAAGUACCAAAUUCCUGUUUCUGAGGAUGGCACUGUCAAAGCUACUGACUUGAAGAAGAUUACAACUGGAAAGAAUGACAAGGGACUCAAACUUUAUGAUCCUGGUUAUCUCAAUACUGCUCCUGUUCGAUCAUCGAUUUGCUAUAUUGAUGGUGAUGAAGGGAUCCUUAGGUAUAGAGGCUACCCUAUUGAGGAGCUGGCUGAGGGCAGUUCAUUUCUAGAAGUAGCAUACCUUCUGAUGUAUGGAAAUCUACCCUCGAAAAGUCAGUUGGCAGAAUGGGAAUUCGCUGUGUCCCAGCAUUCAGCUGUUCCUCAGGGCGCAUUGGAUAUCAUACAAGGAAUGCCUCAUGAUGCACACCCAAUGGGCGUCCUUGUUAGUGCAAUGAGUUCUCUUUCUGUCUUUCACCCUGAUGCUAAUCCUGCUUUGAGAGGUCAGGAUCUUUACAAGUCAAAGCAAGUGAGAGAUAAACAGAUAGUCAGAAUACUAGGGAAGGCCCCAACGAUUGCAGCUGCAGCUUAUUUGAGAUUGGCUGGACGGCCUCCAGUUCUUCCUUCCAACAACCUUUCAUAUUCAGAGAACUUCCUUUACAUGCUUGAUUCUUUAGGUGAUAGGGCUUACAAACCAAAUCCUCGUUUGGCCCGAGUUCUAGAUGUUCUAUUCAUACUACAUGCUGAACAUGAAAUGAAUUGCUCUACCGCUGCUGCUCGACAUUUAGCAUCAAGUGGUGUUGAUGUAUACACAGCUCUUGCUGGUGCUGUUGGGGCACUCUAUGGUCCUCUUCAUGGGGGUGCAAAUGAGGCUGUGCUCAAAAUGCUGAAUGAAAUUGGAAGUGUUGAAAACAUACCAGACUUUAUCGAGGGUGUCAAAAAUAGGAAACGGAAAAUGUCCGGAUUUGGGCAUCGUGUGUAUAAAAAUUAUGAUCCCAGAGCAAAGGUUAUUAGGACGUUGGCAGAGGAAGUAUUCUCCAUAGUUGGAAGAGAUCCCCUCAUUGAGGUGGCUGUUGCUUUGGAGAAAGCUGCCCUAUCAGACAAGUUUUUCAUAAAGAGGAAGUUGUACCCAAAUGUUGAUUUUUACUCUGGGUUAAUCUACAGGGCAAUGGGCUUCCCAACCGAGUUUUUCCCUGUUUUGUUUGCAAUCCCUCGAAUGGCUGGGUAUUUGGCCCACUGGAGGGAGUCACUUGAUGAUCCUGAUACAAAGAUAAUGCGACCCCAACAGGUAUACACUGGAGUAUGGUUGAGACAUUACAUGCCCUUGGAAGAUCGUAAGGAUUCAUCUGGGGCAGACAAGCUUAGUCAGGUCUCGGUUUCAAAUGCAACAAGGCGGAGACUGUCGGGAUUUGGACAUUAAAAGAAAAAAUAUUCCACUCUGAUAGGAAAUAAAUGGAAAAAACAGUUUCUAUCUUGUUUAUAUAUAAUAAGGUUAUGGGGAUAACAAGACUUGACAUUUAGGAAAUGGCUUAAUGACGGGAACUGUAACUAAGCUUUGUUUGUUUGUUUUUUUUUUUUUUUAAUUUUAUUAUUUUUUUGGUAAUGUUACAAAAUAAAUUGUUGCAGGGGUUAAGUUAUUUUACUUUUAUUAUUUUCCUUUAAAAAAAAAAUAAAAAAAAUACCUAAGAUUAAUUUGGAAUUUUGGAGUGUGUUUUUAAUUUGUCCAGUAAGUAACAAAUACGGAUCCUUUUUUA